AUGAGUUUAACUAAGAAUCAAAUAUCGCAGAUCCAGACAAAGGUUCUAUACAAUGAACAAGAUACCGCUUCGACUAGAUAUAUGGAAACAUUAUCUCGAGUUACCUCGAUAGCGGCUUCUUUGCUGCAUGGAGAAAUAAAGCAAAAGGACAUCGAUGAAAUACCACUAUUAGACCAAUUGGUAGAUAUAAGGUAUUCUGAAUUGCAGGCCAAUAUUGACGUUAAGAAAACGAAUUUAGAGAAUUGGGAAUCUGUUAAUCAAAAUGUCGUUGAACAUUUCGAAAAUAAAAGCAAGGAUAUAGUUCCUGAAUUACAACGUUUCAAUAAAAAUAUAGUGGAGAAAAUCACAAAGCUGAGAAAACUAUAUGAGUUAAUUAAUAUGGUAAAUAGGGAGGUGGAAGAUUUAUCUGAGGGAAGAACUAGUUUAGUUGUUCCAAAGGAGACCUGGAUUGAUGAAUUAGGUCCAGACCUAACAGAAAUUUUGAUUAAAAAGAGAUAUCUGAAGAAAACAGAUAUGGAAAAGGCAAAUAAGCUACAGGGGAAGGAAUUGCUACGUGCUUACGAUGAUUUUUCCAAGGCUCCAAAGGAAUUAAAACGAAUCAACGAAUUGAUGAGAACUGACAUAGAUAAAUUAUCUCAAGAUGUCAAGACAUAUAAGGACAAAUGGUUAAAAGAUGCUGAAAUAUUUAGCAAAAUUAGUGCAGUUCUAAAGGACGAACUGAUUAAGAGAGAUUUACAAACUAAAUUGAAUGGUAAUGAAUCUGAAGAAGAAGAAGAUUAUGAUGAGGAAGAAGAAGACGAAACCAGGUUCAGGAGGCAACGACAAGCUAACUCGAAUGAGGAACUAAUUGAUCAAGAUAUGGAAGAAAGAGAAGAGGAAGAGGAAGAAGCGAUGGAAAAUUUUGAGCAGGACAAUGAUGAAGGACUUCAUAGUGAACUUGAGGAGGAUAUAGAUCAUGACGAUGAUGUUCUUGAUCAUGGGAAUGAUGAGGAAGGAAACCUGAUUACUGAGCAACAAGACGACUUAGAAAGUAGCCCGGAUGACGAGCAUAGCGGAGAUGAAGAAGAACCACUAGAUGAGACAGAGAAAUCAAAGGGCGAUUAUCAUACAGAUGCUGCCCAAUCGCCCGAGGACCAUCCUGAAGAGUUUGUGGAAACUAACCAAUCCGAUGUUGAAGAAGAAAGCAAUGAGAAUGAAGAACAACUGCAACCAAAAGAGGUAGCUAUGAAUAGUCCUGAUCUGGAUAAUUAA
Molecule: messenger RNA, 1251 nt
Organism: Naumovozyma castellii
Lineage: Eukaryota; Fungi; Ascomycota; Saccharomycetes; Saccharomycetales; Saccharomycetaceae
Gene: MFT1
Product: Mft1p
Exons: 1
Coding region: 1-1251 (416 amino acids)
Source: RefSeq, a predicted model, not a curated record